Momordica charantia (bitter melon) is the source of this 1344-nucleotide messenger RNA. Its product is annotated as RNA-binding (RRM/RBD/RNP motifs) family protein. Gene Ontology annotation, molecular function: RNA binding. The record is from RefSeq and is a predicted model, not a curated record. Lineage: Eukaryota; Viridiplantae; Streptophyta; Magnoliopsida; Cucurbitales; Cucurbitaceae.
UCAAGCUCUCUCUCUCCUUUGUCGGGAUCGCACUCCGAUGGACGACAUGGCGAGUUUCUAUCCGCCACCACCGCAAGCACCACCGCCGCAGCCUUCUGGUCUUGAAGCUCCUCACUAUCCCUAUUACCAGGUGCCUCCUCCUCCUUCUUCAGCACCGCCGUCUCAGCAUUACCUCGCUCAACACCCGCCCACCUUCGCUACGUAUGGCUUACCGUUUUUACCUCACGCAGCGUCCCCUAAUGAGGUCCGAACCCUAUUCAUAGCCGGCCUUCCUGAAGAUGUCAAGCCCCGAGAAAUCUACAAUCUCUUCCGGGAGUUUCCGGGAUACGAGUCCUCUCAUCUUCGGAGCCCCACGCAGACGACGCAGCCAUUUGCAUUUGCUGUAUUCUCGGACCAGCAGUCUGCCAUUGGUGCAAUGCAUGCAGUAAACGGCAUGGUAUUUGAUCUUGAGAAGCAGUCAGUACUAUACGUUGAUUUAGCUAAAUCCAAUUCAAGAUCAAAGCGGACAAGGACAGAGGAUGAAAGAUAUGGAUCUGAUAAGAAAGCUAAAGUAUCUAUGUUUUCAAGGAGUACACCUGAUUCUGGUCUUGGCAGCACUCACAUGUCUGGAAUGGGUAAUUCUGCUUACAACACGAUUGGUUAUCCAUCUGCACAAAGCCAUGGAAGCUUUGAUAACAAAAGUGUAAAUGAUACAGUGGCUGCAAAUGUGACUCCUCAAAAUCCCCCAUGUCCAACACUUUUUGUGGCAAAUCUUGGGCCAAGUUGCACAGAGCAAGAGCUAAUUCAAACUUUUUCGAGAUGCCCGGGUUUUUUGAAACUGAAGAUGCAGAGCACAUAUGGGGCCCCAGUUGCUUUUGUUGAUUUCCAGGAUACUGCCUGUUCAACUGGAGCACUGAACCAUCUGCAAGGUUCAAUUCUGUACUCAUCACCUCCUGGGGAGGGCAUGCGAUUGGAGUACGCAAAAUCGCGAAUGGGUAUGCGAAAGAAAUUGAAAUGAAUCGUACUUGCAGACACGAUUGAGCAGAGGCCAUGAGACCAUAUAUUCCCACAUGAAUUUAUAGCCAGAGGAAGUGCAUCAGUUGUACUCUAUGUAGAUGAGUAAAUUAGCAACAUAUGGCAUAACCCAUUUUUUUCAUUGUAUCAAAUGCUGCUGCCCUCUUAGUCAUCAACUCUUGAAAGGAGAGAAGUCAUGUCCUGCUGGAGAAAAAGCUGUUAGAAUAGGAAUUGUGGUAUUACGUUCAGUCCAGCACGUAAAAUUUUUCUCCUGGAGUCGAAUGAAUCAAAUUUAAUUCUCUUAAUUGGAACAGGUAUUUAAAAUAAAGCUGACUAAAUUUUAUGAUUGAA